Miscanthus lutarioriparius is the source of this 735-nucleotide messenger RNA. Lineage: Eukaryota; Viridiplantae; Streptophyta; Magnoliopsida; Poales; Poaceae. The record is from the annotation of a GenBank genome assembly.
AUGCUACUCGGCGUGCAAUGUACAAGAGACGCUACCAGUCCCUGGAAAAAAAGGCUAGUGAGCUCACCACACUUUGUGGCAUUAAGAUGUGUACGUGUGGUGGUCUAUGGUGAUGGCAAGGCCCAGCCGGAGGUGUGGCCCUCUGAUGCAGAGGCCAAGAAAUUCCUCAAGAAAUUCAAGGACAUGCCAAAUGUUGGCAGCUUCAAGAAGACACAGAGCCAAGAAGAGUUCCUCCAAAGUCGCACGUUGAGGCUCCAUGAGCAGGCGAGCAAGUUGGAUAACGAGAAUCGUGAGCGUGAGACCUUGGUCCUCUUGCAUGACAGCUUGGAUGGACGUCGUCCAGACCUGGUUGGCACCACCAAGGAUGAGCUCGUUAGCCUUAGGGAGAUGGUGGAGAUGAAGAUGAGCAAAGCCAAAGCACGGAUCCAGCAGCUUGUCGGUGGGCAGGGAGCCCUCCCAGAUCCAUUGCAGGUGAUGCUACCAGUUUCAUCUUCGUCACAGACACAAGCUUCUUCCUACACCUACAACGAGAUGCAAAUCAUGGCGCCACUAGAGGAACACCAGCUGCAGCAGGACUGGCCGCUUGCAAGCCUGCUGGCCCCAAACUAUGGGGAGCUCGGCUCGGCGCUCUAUGAUGGCUUUGUAGGCAGCAGCAGGGACCCCAGCGGCAGUGGGUGUCAAAUGAUGCAGCCUUACAAUCUGGGUUCUUCCUCAGGGCUCCCAUGGCCACAGUAG